CCGCCCCCGUUCCUACGCCCCGCCCCCGGUGGCGCGGAGUGCAGAGCCAAGAUGGCGGCGGAGUUGGAGUACGAGUCUGUUCUGUGUGUGAAGCCCGACGUUAGCGUCUACCGGAUCCCUCCCCGGGCCUCCAACCGCGGUUACAGGGCAUCUGACUGGAAAUUAGACCAGCCUGAUUGGACUGGUCGCCUCCGAAUCACUUCAAAAGGGAAGAUUGCUUAUAUCAAGCUUGAGGAUAAAGUUUCAGGGGAGCUCUUUGCUCAGGCACCAGUAGAACAAUAUCCUGGUAUUGCUGUGGAGACAGUGACAGAUUCCAGCCGCUACUUUGUAAUCCGGAUCCAGGAUGGUACUGGGCGUAGUGCUUUCAUUGGCAUUGGCUUCACAGAUCGGGGUGAUGCCUUUGACUUUAAUGUCUCCUUGCAAGAUCAUUUCAAGUGGGUAAAGCAGGAAUCUGAGAUUUCCAGAGAAUCUCAGGAAAUGGACACUCGUCCCAAGUUGGAUCUGGGCUUCAAGGAAGGACAGACCAUCAAGCUGAGUAUUGGGAACAUUACAACUAAGAAAGGUGGUGCUUCCAAGCCCAAGGCUGCAGGAACUGGGGGCCUGAGCUUGCUCCCGCCCCCACCUGGAGGCAAAGUCACUAUCCCCCCACCAUCCUCCUCAGUUGCCAUCAGCAAUCAUGUCACUCCACCACCCAUUCCAAAAUCUAACCAUGGAGGUAGUGAUGCAGAUAUCCUUUUAGAUUUGGAUGCUCCUGCUCCUGUCCCGGCACCAGCACCAGCUCCAGUGUCUGCAAGCAAUGACUUGUGGGGAGACUUCAGCACUGCUUCCAGCUCUGUUCCAAACCAGGCACCACAGCCAUCCAACUGGGUCCAGUUCUGAAUAGCAUUAAGGACAGACUUGAAGAAAAAAAAAAAUGACCUUGAGGGCACCAAUCUGUGAGGGAAGUUAGGAACCCCUUCUCUUCCCAGAACCAAAAUUACUGGACAAUCUUUUUCAUAGCUCCUCCAUUGCAUUCAAGCUGGAUCACGUCACCCCCCUAUGUUGUUACUUGCGUACAGCCGAGGAAGAAUCUCUCAUCUCCUGUUCACUGUUAAGGCAGGGGAGUGGUGGGUCUUCUCAUACUUGUGGCUGGCUAUGCAGGGCCCCAAAGGCCAGAUCUCUUUGAGGGAGAAGUGAAUUCUAACAUCUGUAAAAUUGUUCUUUUCAAUUCUUCAACUUAUUUCAGAAUCAUCUCAUGACCCUGUGUGCCUCUUUGUGAAGCCCUAUUGAGCAAUUUCAGGGGAGACAAAAACCUUGAAAUUUCCUUUCCCACUAGCCUACGACCCUCCAAAUGGACUGACCAACCUCAGUGUUUACAGAUUCAGAGUUUUGACAGGGAUAGGUGUGAAGAAAGACCUGUUUCCUGGGUCUCUGAGAUAGACCCUCCUGCAGGCUUAUCCUGUCCAGUGAACAUCCAGGGCGGGGGGCAGCUCCAUCGCCCUCGUGUGUUUACAUUGUUUCCUCCUGUGCUCAGAGGGUUUGUUGGUGGCACCUCCACUGUUCUUUUAUUUGUUGAAUAGUGCAACAUCUUUGAUCAGUGGGUGUCUCUUGGAUGAAGGAGGUUCGAGGGGCUGUGUUUUCCAAGUCCUAUUGUAGAGAAGCGUUGACUUUCUUGCAGCUCCAUCUGGUGGCUGCAUUUGAAGCGCGGCAUUACUUUGUAUUUGCCCCAUUAUUUGACCUGGAGUUGAAGGGUUUAGAGUUUUUAACCUGAUCUGUAGAGCAGACGGGUUGAAAAGCACGUAACUCUUUUUCAGUACCCACAUUGCCUUGCUGCCUGGGUAUCUGGCCCCUUGCGUGAACAUUUAGUUUUCAGUGCAUCUAGCCCUUUCAUAGAAAGCUGCUAUUACAUACAUUGUCACUUAUGAAGGAAGCUGGAGAGUCCACGGCACUAGCCGUCCUAGGUUCUGCCCGAGUGACCGCUUCGCUAAACCAUCACAGAGGGUAUCUCGAAAGCAAGUUGCUUUCCCACCACUUUCCCUUCCCUCUACCCCACCAUUCCUUUUACAGUGCUGUGAAAACAGUUCCCUUUCUCAAAUGAAUGGGCACUAUCAAUUGUGUUUGUUAAUGGGCAAUUUUGAGGGUGAAAUGGGAAGAUCUCGUUUCUUCCCUCAGCACUUCUUUGGAUGUGUACACUUUGGGAGGCUUGUGUUUAGUUUCAAAAUAUAGUCUCUCUCCUGGAUUUCCUUCUUGACUCUUUUUAACUUUGGGUCCAUUUUUUUCUCAUUGCCUCCUGUUCCAGGCAGCUCUAUUCUUACAGAGCCAUGGCAGGGCUUUUUAAAAUUCCAAUAGAAAACACUAAGUGGAAAGUCUAUAGAAUCACUAGUGACUGACUACUGGGAAACUAUUUUCUCAAUCUUCCUCCAUGUUGUGUUCUUUGUAUUCUCAAGAUGAUAAUAUAUUAUGUAUUUGAAUUGCUGAAAAACUGAAAAUGAAAUUUAAGAUAUAUGUAUAUAAAGCGUAUGCUGUAUUGGUGCAAUAAUGGUAAUUAAAAAUAUGGAAAAAGGUA
Molecule: messenger RNA, 2545 nt
Organism: Neofelis nebulosa (Clouded leopard)
Lineage: Eukaryota; Metazoa; Chordata; Mammalia; Carnivora; Felidae
Gene: NECAP1
Product: NECAP endocytosis associated 1
Exons: 8
Coding region: 52-879 (275 amino acids)
Biological process (GO): endocytosis
Cellular component (GO): clathrin vesicle coat; membrane
Source: RefSeq, a predicted model, not a curated record